Prorocentrum cordatum is the source of this 1536-nucleotide messenger RNA. Lineage: Eukaryota; Dinophyceae; Prorocentrales; Prorocentraceae. The record is from the annotation of a GenBank genome assembly.
GUGCCCGCGGCCCGCGGCCGCGGCAUGCGGCCGGCGCAGGCGCGGGUGGCCCUGGCCGCUGCCGCCGCGGGCUCCGCGCUGUGGGCCACCCAGGGCCUGCGGGGCCUGUCGCUGUACACUGCCGGCGGUGGCCCCGGCGUGGAAGGAGAGCGGCCGGCCCUCCGCCUCUCGGAGCCUCCGCCUCCGGAGCCGCGGGAGCCCGCGGCCGCGGAGGGGGCGCCGCCCCUCUGCAGGCGGGAGCGCGGAGCACGCGCGGGGCCAGUGGCGCCAGCGCGCCCAGCGCCGCACCGCCUUCCAGCGGGUGUGGCGGGCCAGCGCGAUGCCGCCAGGCGGCGGCGCGCGCGGGGGAGGUCCACGGGCGGCCGCUGCAAGCGCUGCGAGCCCACGCCGAGCGCCUGGGGCUUCCUCCGCGACGCGCCCUGCCGCCGCCUCGACGCCGCGGAUGCGGCGGCGGCGCUGGCGUCUCGGCUCGACGAGCUCGCCUUCCUGGGCGACAGCGUCGCGGAGCAGCUGUUCAACGGGGCCGUCUGGGCGCGCGCCGCCGCGGCCGGGGCCUCUGGAGGCGCGGAGAGCAUGGAGGUGGCCAUCCACGAGUGGUGGCGGCGGCCGCGGUGGCGGCGGCCAGCCAGCACCGGCGUCGAGGUGCUGGCCGAGGCCGACAGCGAGGUCGGCGAGAUCGACAAGGAGGAGCUGGACGGCGGCAUCUCCGAGCAGGAGGCGGCGCGCCUCGGCAGCGGCGCGGCGCAUAGCAUCACGCAGUCGGGCCUCUCUGUCGGAGUUGCGGCGCCAGCAGUCGAGGAUGGGGAGCAGCUCGACUCUGGCCUCGGCGCGGAGGGGCGCGUGCUACGAGGCGCACAGCUGGCGCACGCGACGGCCGUCGAGUGCAUGGAGCUCCGCGCCACCGUGUGGUCGCUGAUGCGGGAGGUGGCGCUGAGCGACAAGGAGGCCGCCCUGGAGCCCCAGGGCGAGGCCGGGGUUGGGAGAGCCUUGGAGAAGGACGUGGAGGUGGCCAGCGUUGGCAGGGGCGAGAACGGCAGCGGCCGCGCCCCGCAGGAGGAGGCCUUCGAGGAGGAGAGGCGCGACGGCGGCGGCGCUGUUCCUACGAGCCGCGCCGCGCGCCCUCGCUGGGCGGAUUUGGGCAGCAGCGACAGGGGCUCGGGGUCCGACGGCGCGUUCGACCAGCUCAAGGUGGCCAGCGAGGGCGGUGCGGGUGCGAGGGGGGAGGUAGCUCGGCUGGGCGACCUGGUCGAGGCACCCUCGCGAGAGCACCCUUUGGGCCCAGCGGAGGAGGACGAGGAGCGGAUCCUAAUGGACUUCGCGGUGUGCGUUUCCAAUGAGGACGAACAGCGGUUCCUGGUGGACUUCUUUGCUGGCCUCUACCAAGGGCAGCGCACGUUGUUAGUGAGCCGCCUCGUGGAGCAGGGCCUCGCAAGCGGGCCACUCCACAUCCUGCGCCUCGGGUGCGGAGGCUUCGUCGAGGUCGUCGAAGCCCUGGCGACCUCCAUGUUCGUCCUGGGCGUAGAGCCUGAGAACUGA